Megalops cyprinoides (Indo-Pacific tarpon) is the source of this 2478-nucleotide messenger RNA. RefSeq names its product potassium voltage-gated channel subfamily A member 1. Bases 290 to 1978 code for a protein of 562 amino acids. Lineage: Eukaryota; Metazoa; Chordata; Actinopteri; Elopiformes; Megalopidae. Gene Ontology annotation, molecular function: delayed rectifier potassium channel activity; protein binding. Gene Ontology annotation, cellular component: membrane; voltage-gated potassium channel complex. Gene Ontology annotation, biological process: potassium ion transmembrane transport; protein homooligomerization. The record is from RefSeq and is a predicted model, not a curated record. The transcript has a single exon.
AGUGGCAGAACAGCUCUUUUGACGUCAGGAACAAUCAUUACUUUCUCAUCCGGGUCCCCACCCCCCUCUUAUGGUAUUAUUUACUUUACCAAGACCACGGAGCUCGCGCUGGCUUAGUCGUUUUUAUUCAUACAUAUAUGUAUUAUUAUUACGGGGGAGGAGGGCGUUUUGGAUUAUAUCCAGUUUAAUCUGGAGCUGAUCUGUUUAGCUGGGGGAGCGUGUGCACAGCGAGGGAAUAUUCUGGCCCGACUAUCCAAGUCUUUACAGAUGAAUAUUUAAUGGAUCCGGAAUGGAGAUAGCCUUGGUAAGUUUUGAGAACGGUGGGGCCAAGGGGAGCGGAGGCAGCGCAAGCGAAGCCUGCUCGAACGCGCUGAAUCUCCCCCAAGCGCCUUUCGCGCAAACCGGGCUCAACGAGGGCUACGGUAAUGAGCUGAACACCCUCGGCAGCCUGCAGCCGGGAUCGUGGAAAAUAAACGACAUGAACAACACCUUCAGCAGCAGCGAAAACGCCAUGGACGCGCUUCUGCGGGCGGAUCAUAGCCCCCAUCUCUUUGACGAAGACAUGCUGGACAUGGAUUUAGAACACGAGAGCAAUGAAAGGGUGCUGAUCAACAUUGCUGGUUUGAGAUUCGAGACUCAACUUGGGACCCUAAAUCAGUUCCCGGACACUUUACUGGGAGACCCCGACAAAAGGAUAAAGUACUUUGAUCCACUUCGAAAUGAGUACUUUUUCGACCGCAACCGACCAAGUUUUGACGGAAUACUUUAUUUUUAUCAGUCAGGGGGAAAAAUCCGGAGACCUGUCAAUGUGUCCAUCGAUGUGUUCGCAGACGAAAUUCGGUUUUACCAGCUGGGGGAAGAAGCGAUGGAGAGGUUCCGAGAGGAUGAAGGUUUCAUUAAAGAGGAGGAAAAGCCCUUGCCACAGAAUGAAUUCCAGAAACAGGUAUGGCUCAUUUUUGAGUACCCGGAGAGCUCCAGCCCAGCGAGGGGCAUCGCUAUCGUCUCCGUGCUGGUCAUCACCAUAUCAAUCAUCACUUUCUGCAUGGAGACGCUGCCCGAGUUCCGAGACGAGAGGGAACUGCCAGCCACCAGCAGAGCAGACAACGCCACUGAGACUCGGCCGUCUCACACUUUCUCCGACCCCUUCUUCAUCAUAGAGACUACAUGCGUGAUAUGGUUCACUUUCGAGUUAAUCGUGAGAUUCUUCGCGUGCCCAAGUAAGUCCGAGUUCUCCAAAACGAUCAUGAACAUCAUAGACAUCAUGGCUAUAAUGCCUUACUUCAUAACGCUGGGCACAGAACUGGCGGAGCAACAGGGGCAAGGCAACAACAAUGGGCAGCAGGCCAUGUCCCUGGCCAUUCUGAGGGUGAUUCGACUGGUUCGAGUGUUCCGAAUAUUCAAGCUAUCCAGACAUUCGAAGGGAUUGCAGAUUCUGGGGCAGACUCUGAAGGCCAGUAUGAGAGAGCUCGGACUUUUAAUCUUCUUUCUCUUCAUUGGGGUCAUCCUGUUCUCUAGCGCCGUUUACUUCGCGGAGGCAGAUGAGCCCGAGUCCCAUUUCUCCAGCAUCCCCGAUGCCUUCUGGUGGGCUGUGGUAACCAUGACAACUGUUGGCUAUGGAGAUAUGAGGCCCGUGACUGUAGGGGGCAAAAUUGUCGGCUCGUUGUGUGCCAUAGCAGGGGUUUUGACCAUCGCUUUGCCGGUGCCUGUAAUCGUGUCCAACUUCAAUUACUUUUAUCACCGGGAAACUGACCAAGAUCAAUCGUCUCUAAAAGACGAGCCCAACAGUGGCCGCACGAGCCCCUGUGACGAACUGAAACGGAGCCGCAGCAAAUCUUCCCUGAAAUCCACGGGGGACGUGGAAAACAAUGAUGAGGCUAAUACACCAGUCGAAAAGGCGAACAUUAAAGCAAACAGCAACAUGGACAUCAAAAGAUCCCUUUAUGCUCUUUGCUUAGACGCAAGAGAAACAGACUUAUAGCUUAAUGGGAGUGUUCGGUUAGUCAGUGAUUCAUUUAGACGGAGUUUUCGUUCGGAGAGUUUUUAUUGUAGGCUUUCACUUUGGUGUAGAAAAUACCCAGAGCGUAAACUCCAACCUUCAUGUUUAGUUGUUCCGCAGAUGAUCAACACGCUGUUGCGACAGGGGCAAUUUGAAGAGAUGAUUGCAAUUUUACUACACAAGAAUCCGAUGAUCUGAUUAUCACGUUUCAAAACGUAAAUAUUUGGAAUUAUUUCAUCAACACCAGCUACACAAACAUACAGUAUUUGCACAUCUGAGGAUCAUAUCGCAUUUGAAAAUAAUGUUAACUUGAAACGCACGGCCUCUUUGCAGAGGGAAAGUCGAGUGGUGAUAGAUUACAGCAUGACUAGAAAUAAUUACUUGUGCGCUUAGUUUGUUGUCGAGGGAUUAGGGUGUUGGGAGGCAGGAGUCUAAUCGAUCUGUCGGGUAGGCCUUAACCGAGAUGCAAUGACUAACGAAAA